Messenger RNA from Leopardus geoffroyi (Geoffroy's cat), 2687 nucleotides. It is a transcript of the gene TIPARP, whose product is annotated as TCDD inducible poly(ADP-ribose) polymerase. The record is from RefSeq and is a predicted model, not a curated record. NCBI's taxonomy places the organism in Eukaryota, Metazoa, Chordata, Mammalia, Carnivora, Felidae. Gene Ontology annotation, molecular function: NAD+ poly-ADP-ribosyltransferase activity; metal ion binding. Bases 414 to 2387 code for a protein of 657 amino acids. The transcript has 6 exons.
AGAGCGCGCACGCGCACGCGGGGCGGGCCUCCUUCCCGGCACCCACUGAGCGCCCGGCCCUCUCACCCCACCCCUCUCCCCCGCUGCCCAGGCUCCGCCUCCGCGACGGGGCAGCAGAGAGGAGGCGACCGGAAGCCACUUUAAAGCAGAGCUCGGGGUGACAGGCGAGCGAGCUGGAUCGGGAGUGCGGUUGCAGCUUUCUGCACUCCCGGUGGCGGAAUGGCCAGUGCGCUGCUUGUCGCGUCUCCGGCCUGCGACCCUUAGACGUCUAAGCCUGCCCUGCGCGCCGAUCCUCCCGCGCGGACGCUGCCGGCGAGCCGGCGGUGAGGCGACUCGGCUCCUGCGGUCCGUUCUCUCAGGCAGCGCGAUCAGGAUUUUUAGACUCUGAGGAGCAAUUGGAGCUCAUCCACACCAUGGAAAUGGAAACCACCGAACCUGAGCCAGACUGUGUAGUGCAGCCUCCCUCUCCUCCUGAUGACUUUUCAUGCCAAAUGAGACUCUCUGAGAAGAUCACUCCAUUGAAGACUUGUUUUAAGAAAAAGGAACAGAAGAGAUUGGGAACCGGAACCCUGAGGUCUUUGAGGCCAAUUUUAAAUACUUUGCUAGAAUCUGGCUCACUUGAUGGCGUUUUUAGAUCUAGAAACCAGAGUGCAGAUGAGAGCAGCUUACAUGAACCUAUUGUGAAAAAACCCCUGGAAAUCAAUCCAUCAUGUCCACCAGCGGAAAACAGUAUGUCUGUCCUGAUUCCUGAUGGGACAAAUGUUGGGGGCCAAAUACCAGAAGCUCAUCCUUCCACUGAUACUCCAGAACAAGUGGUUCCAAUCCAGGAUCACAGCUUUCCACCGGAAGCUAUCGGUGGGACGGUGGCAGAUUCUACAGCAGGGCACUUCCAGACUGACCUUUUGCACCCCGUUUCAAGUGAUGUUCCUACUAGUCCUGACUGCAUAGACAAAGUCAUGGAUUACAUUCCAGGGGUUUUCCAAGACAACAAUUUUACAAUCCAGUACAUUUUGGACACCAGUGAUAAGUUGAGUACCGAGCUUUUUCAGGACAAAAGUGAAGAGGCUUCCCUUGACCUUGUGUUUGAGCUGGUGAACCAGCUACAGUACCACACUCACCAAGAGAAUGGAAUUGAAAUUUGCAUGGACUUUUUGCAAGGCACUUGUAUUUAUGGCAGGGAUUGUUUGAAGCACCACACGGUCUUGCCAUAUCAUUGGCAGAUCAAGAGGACAACUACUCAAAAGUGGCAGAGUGUAUCCACUGAUUCCCAGGAGCACUUGGAAAGAUUUUACUGUAACCCAGAGAAUGACAGAAUGAGAAUGAAGUAUGGAGGACAAGAAUUUUGGGCAGAUUUGAAUGCCAUGAAUGUGUAUGAAACAACUGAAUUUGACCAACUACGAAGGCUGUCCACACCACCCUCUAGCAAUGUAAACUCCAUUUAUCACACAGUCUGGAAGUUCUUCUGUAGGGACCACUUUGGAUGGAGAGAGUAUCCUGAGUCUGUUAUUCGAUUGAUUGAAGAAGCCAACUCUAGGGGUCUGAAAGAGGUCAGAUUUAUGAUGUGGAACAACCACUACAUCCUCCACAACUCAUUCUUCAGGAGAGAAAUAAAAAGGAGACCCCUCUUCCGCUCCUGUUUUAUACUGCUUCCAUAUUUACAGACACUUGGUGGUGUUCCCACACAGGCUCCUCCACCUCUUGAAGCAACCUCCUCAUCACAGAUUAUCUGCCCAGAUGGGGUCACCUCAGCAAACUUUUACCCUGAAACUUGGGUUUAUAUGCAUCCAUCUCAGGACUUCAUCCAAGUGCCUGUUUCUGCAGAGGACAAAAGUUAUCGAAUCAUUUAUAAUCUUUUUCAUAAGACUGUGCCUGAGUUUAAAUAUAGAAUUUUGCAAAUAUUGAGAGUCCAAAACCAGUUUCUUUGGGAGAAAUAUAAAAGGAAAAAGGAAUAUAUGAACAGGAAAAUGUUUGGCCGUGACAGAAUAAUAAAUGAGAGACAUUUAUUUCAUGGAACAUCCCAGGAUGUGGUAGAUGGAAUUUGCAAGCACAACUUUGACCCUCGAGUCUGUGGAAAGCAUGCUACAAUGUUUGGACAAGGCAGUUACUUUGCAAAGAAGGCAAGCUACUCUCAUAACUUUUCUAAGAAGUCGUCCAAAGGAGUCCAUUUCAUGUUUCUGGCCAAAGUGCUAACUGGCAGAUACACGAUGGGCAGUCAUGGCAUGAGACGGCCCCCUCCUGUCAAUCCUGGCAGUGUCACCAGCGACCUGUAUGACUCUUGUGUGGAUAAUUUCUUUGAGCCUCAGAUUUUUGUCAUUUUUAAUGAUGAUCAGAGUUACCCUUAUUUUGUUAUCCAAUAUGAAGAAGUCAGUAACACUGUUUCCAUUUGAAAAAUCUUGGUACGGCUAAGUUAUUUGAUAUGAACUCAAUCCAGCGUUUGUAGCAGGUUUUGGAUGGGUAGGACAGAGUGGGAACAGCAUUGGACAUUAAUAGGGCACUUUUAAGACCCCUUUUUUUAAGUGCUAGAAAGUGAAAAAUUUUUUAAAGAAAAACACAAGUUUUAAAAUGACCACUUAUUCUUUAAUUAUUUACUAAUUGUUGUUAGUGUACUCAGUGUGGAAAAGACUAAAGAUUGCAUUCUCUUUUUAUUCACACUUGUACAUAUAGGCAGCAAUGGUAUUAGGAGCAUU